Messenger RNA from Saprolegnia parasitica CBS 223.65, 2385 nucleotides. RefSeq lists its product as hypothetical. NCBI's taxonomy places the organism in Eukaryota, Oomycota, Saprolegniomycetes, Saprolegniales, Saprolegniaceae. The record is from RefSeq and is a predicted model, not a curated record. The transcript has a single exon. Bases 1 to 2385 code for a protein of 794 amino acids.
AUGUCGAGCGGUUGUGGGCGCUGGCACCGGUACAAGCUCGCGACCACCGCGGUCGUCGCCUGGCUCCAGCGCACGAAGAAGGUCGCCAAGAAGGCCAACAAGAAGAAGAAGAAGACGGCAGCGGCUGCGGCAGAUGAGGUCGAGUGGACGACGGCGCAGAUCUGGGCCGCCGCACAGGACGUUGCGGCGAGCGCUACGCCUGUCCCGGUCGCCAUCAUGCGCCAGCUCAAGGCAAGUAUCAAGCUGCGCUGGCAAGCGUGUAAGGCCUUCCCGCCGGACCAAGGCCACACGUACUUCCUGGACCUCCUGCGCGCAGUCAACGCAACGCUAGCGCCGCUUGUGCAGGAGACUGCGCCGCCGCCGCCGCCCAAGCACGAAGGGCAACUGCACAACACGUUCGAAGCGCUCGCGAUCGACGACGAAAACGAUGAGGACGAAGUGCCGGACGAGAUGCUUCCGCCUUUUGAUGCCAAGGCCUUUGCUCCCCGCGAGGCCAGCCCCGACGAAAUUGCGGUCGCUGCGAUCGAGGCGAGCCAGUUCCGCGCCAUCUGCUUUCUUAUGGAUCUUGACGAGCUCCUUCGUGACGUGGACCAAGCAUGGGCGAAUCUAAAGGCGGGCACGUCAAGCUUGGUGGCGGCGACAGCCGUCACGAACGCCUGCGUCAAGCUCGUGAGCACGUGGUCGGCGACGCUGCACCUCGAGCUGCCGUACCUCGAGACGCUGGCCGAGAUCUUUGCGCUCGUCGAGCGAGGUCCGUUUUUGCGCGAGAUGAUGGUGUCGCAUGGCGCGUCACUCGCGACUGCCGUGCGCCUCGUCACGCUGGCCUGUCAGUCGCCCAAGCCAGCCACGAGCACGGCUACGAUCUCACAGACCCUUCGCGUGCCACGCGAAUCGGCGGCAACGCUCGAGCAAGCCAUCGUGGCUGCGCACGAAGCCUCGAUCGCGACACCCGACGAACGGCUUCCAUACAUUAAGAACCUCAAGAUGCUGCAGCGCGCGCUGCCUCGGCUCGCGGGGCUUCUUGAAAUCGUCAAAGGUCCGCGGUUUACCAUGCCAAGUAACAUGCGCACUGUGCCCUGGAACGAAGCGGCGGGCAAACUCUCGUCCAUGAAGGAACUCGUGAACCCGCUCUUCUCGGAAAUGCUGCCGCCCGUGCUCUUUGUUACCAAGGACAAGUGCCCCGAGAUCGUGAGCGCCCACAAAGACUACAUGCCGUGGCCCAACCUCGUCUUCGAAUUUCAACAGACGAAGCGCGCAAGCAUCCCAUUUGUCUUUGCAACGGUCUGUCUCCUCGAGUCGAUCAUGGCCUCGCAAGGCCCCGAGAGGGACAAUGUCACAUGCGCCAAGCUCGCGGCCUCGACGAAAGCGAGCCUCAAGCGCGUGACGGAGCACGUACUCGCGUGUCGGAAGAACGCCACGGGCCUCAUCCAGCCACCGCGGACGCUCAAGCUACUGCCAGAACACGUCCAGGGGAUGCUGGGCAUCAUGCAGAUUGUCAACAAGUGCCCGUACUUUACGCCGCUGGAGCUCGACCAAGGUUGGCUCAACCCUUGGAUGGCUGGCCAGUGGAUGCUCACGAUGAGCUUGAGCUUCAGCCUCUCGUACGGAGUCGGCGUCAUGGACGACGUGCAGCAAGGCCGGUUCGUGUUCCACCUCUACAACGCACUGCGCCUGCACGAGCGUAUUGCGCCGAUCCCGGUGCUGGACACGCUGGCCGCGCUACUAGAGAAAGGCCCGAGCAUCUGGUACGGCGGGCGCCCGACAGAGAGCUUCCUCGUCUCGCGCAUGCUAUCUAUGGGCUACAACCUCCAGCAUGCGACAUACUUUAUGAACGCGAGCGACCCGGACGCGCGUGAGGCCAACGCCAAGCGCCUCGAGGCCUGGGACCGCCGAAGCAAGUUUGCCAAGGAGCACGGACGCGGCGUCAAGCACAGCCGCGAGGGCGACUACACGUACCCGUUCCACCUCAGCCGCACCUUUCGGCUCCUGACCGACAUGGAGUCGCCCAAGAUGCGCAAGUGCGGCCGACUCCCCGACAUGGACGAUCUCGCCGCCGUCGCCAACGAAGAGUGGAAUGCGUUUUUGAACGUCGACUUUAUCGCGCUCGGAACGCUUUUCCGCGAAGCGUGGGUGCACUGCGCCGAGUAUUGCGACUGGGCCAGCGGCAACCCGCCAAUGCCCGAGCUCGUCCCCACGCACGCGAUAUGGGGCAAGACCUUUGCGAGCCGUGACUGGCACAAAAUGCAGGCAUCGCUCGACAUUCUCUUCCACAUUUGCGACGGCGAGCUCAACGACAUGCGACUCUUUGAGGCGGCGUGUGAGCUCACACUGCUCGGCCAGCGCCUUGGCGAAGCCUACAUCGAGUUGCCCGCGCGCGCCAGCUAA